AUGUCCCAGAGUUCUACCAGCACAGAAGAAUGGCUGCUUAAGGUGCGAAGAGAUACUAUAUCUUCCAUGAUUCAGCAUAGUGGGCUAAAUGAAUACAUAAUGUUAGCUAAGGGUGAUGAUUGUAGGAGAACUACUCAGAUAGACCUCAUUGAAAAGUAUUGCAACAGCUUUCCAGCUGGUCACAGCUAUGGUCAGAAGAAAUAA
Molecule: messenger RNA, 204 nt
Organism: Nakaseomyces glabratus
Lineage: Eukaryota; Fungi; Ascomycota; Saccharomycetes; Saccharomycetales; Saccharomycetaceae
Gene: YSF3
Product: U2 snRNP complex subunit YSF3
Source: RefSeq, a predicted model, not a curated record